Brenthis ino (lesser marbled fritillary) is the source of this 783-nucleotide messenger RNA. The record is from the annotation of a GenBank genome assembly. NCBI's taxonomy places the organism in Eukaryota, Metazoa, Arthropoda, Insecta, Lepidoptera, Nymphalidae.
AUGCUAACAGUAGGCAUAUCGACACCGACAAGGCAGUCUUUACCACCUCGAGCUGCCUGCUCGGGGCCUACAAACCUAGCCAGUUUUAUCCAGACUUGUUUGAUAAGUGAGCCCGAUUUCGAUGAUUGUUCUACAGAAGCCGUACAGAAGUUAUUUAAAGCCUUGGGUCCAGGGCUCCCAGAGAUAAAUUUGUCACCAAUAGAUCCUUUAAAAAUACCGAAAAUAAGAAUAUUGCAGGGCGAAGGACCUGUAAAUGUGAACGCUGCUCUCGACAACGUCGUGGUAACGGGUUUUGGCCAAACUGACGUAUUACAGAGCCAGGUGCAUAGUAAAUCGUAUGAUUUUUAUACUAGAGUCCGUGUCCCAAAGAUGAGAAUAGAGGGCACGUAUGACUUAAAAGGGAAAAUAUUAUUGAUACCUUUAGUUGGCAGUGGUUUAUGCUGGUUCGAACCAAGUAAUAUGACAAUAGAUAUUGUAAGCGACGUAAAGUUAUAUGAAAAAGAUAAUUUACCAUUCUUCAAUGUUACUAAAGUUCAUGUAAAAUAUAAUAUUGGUGGGCUAAAAUUACACAUGAGUAAUUUAUUCGAUGGUAUUUCGUCACUUGAGGACAGCACAAACGCUUAUUUGAAUGUAAAUUGGCGGCCAGUAUCCGAGUCUUUGAGACCGAUUUUAUCAAAGACUAUUGAAGAUAUCUUACUGGACUUCAUGCAACAAAUAUUCCAUAAUUUACCAGCAAACUUCAUGAUCGGAGAUAUUAAAACUCACAUGAAUAAAAAUAUUCGA